Drosophila elegans is the source of this 4947-nucleotide messenger RNA. RefSeq names its product neuropeptide SIFamide receptor (gene SIFaR). Gene Ontology annotation, molecular function: peptide binding; neuropeptide Y receptor activity. NCBI's taxonomy places the organism in Eukaryota, Metazoa, Arthropoda, Insecta, Diptera, Drosophilidae. The coding region runs from base 258 to 2501 and encodes 747 amino acids. Gene Ontology annotation, biological process: G protein-coupled receptor signaling pathway. The record is from RefSeq and is a predicted model, not a curated record. The transcript is spliced from 6 exons. Gene Ontology annotation, cellular component: membrane.
UCCGUUGAGUACGCGGUCGCCCCAGGGGCGGAUGAUUAUAUCCAUUCCAGCGGAUCCGCGACCCACAACAUCACGGCAUCACGGAAACGACCACGCCCACGAAACUUCCUGCAUAUCCUACAACGCCCACGAAAUGCCAAGUGACGAUGCCAGUUUUAUAGACCUUUUGUAAGCCAGCGAAGAUACGAACAGCGAUAGCGAAGGCGAGGCGCCAGUGAAAGUGCCAACCGCCCAAUCAAGACGGCCACGGCCUGGUAAUGGCAGCCAGCGGUCGGCUUCGCAAGCGAAAGCAUAAAAGCCACACAAGUGGCGACGUUCCCAGUCCAACGGCCAGUCCUACGGCAGCAAUGGCGCCGGCAAAGGGCGAGGAGACAGCGUUGGUGGAGGAGGCCACCCUCUCCGGGGACUAUAAUAAUUUCACGCAUAAUUUCGUCGAUUUGCAGAACCUCUUGAGUUUCAACGAAUUGAACGGCAGCAGCCCCUCGAGCGCAUCGAGUGCCAUUACGUUGAGUAACGGCGCCAUCAGAGACACACUGCUGGGCACGGUGUUGACCACGGCCACGGCCACGGUGGCACCGGCGGCCAGCUCCCUGAUAGCCACCAUGGUGGCCAGCACUACGGCCUCGGCACGGGUUGCGGUGCCGGGCAGGGGCCUGGCCAUUGCCGACGCCACCUCAUCCACCUAUUACGCCAACUUGCUGAACCUGUCGCCGGCCACCACGAGCCUGAUCUCGGCGGCGGCGGCGGCCACCAAGUCGUACAACGACAGUGCCCUGCGAUGGGAGCAGCUGGACGGGAGCAUGGACUUCGGGUUCGAUCCGCUGUACCGCCACUCGCUGGCCAUGUCCAUGGUGUACUGUGUGGCCUACAUUGUGGUCUUCCUGGUGGGACUCGUGGGGAACAGUUUCGUGAUCGCUGUCGUCCUGCGGGCACCUCGCAUGCGAACGGUGACGAACUACUUCAUCGUCAAUCUGGCCAUCGCGGAUAUCCUGGUCAUUGUCUUCUGCCUGCCGGCCACACUGAUUGGCAACAUCUUCGUGCCCUGGAUGCUCGGAUGGCUGAUGUGCAAGUUUGUGCCCUACAUACAGGGUGUCUCCGUGGCCGCCUCGGUUUACAGCCUAAUUGCCGUUUCCCUGGACAGGUUCAUUGCCAUCUGGUGGCCCCUGAAGCAGAUGACAAAGCGACGUGCCCGCAUCAUGAUAAUCGGCAUAUGGGUAAUCGCGCUGGUGACCACCAUCCCCUGGCUGCUCUUCUUUGACCUGGUGCCCGCCGAGGAGGUCUUUUCCGACGCCCUGGUCUCGGCCUACUCGCAGCCGCAGUUCCUCUGCCAGGAGGUGUGGCCACCGGGCACCGAUGGCAACCUGUACUUCCUGCUGGCCAAUUUGGUGGCCUGCUACCUGCUGCCCAUGUCCCUGAUCACGCUCUGCUACGUGCUCAUCUGGAUCAAGGUCUCUACGCGUUCGAUUCCCGGCGAGUCGAAGGACGCCCAAAUGGACCGCAUGCAGCAGAAGAGCAAGGUGAAGGUCAUCAAGAUGCUGGUGGCCGUGGUCAUCCUGUUCGUGCUCUCCUGGCUGCCGCUCUACGUCAUCUUCGCGCGGAUCAAGUUCGGUUCGGACAUCUCGCAGGAGGAGUUCGAAAUCCUCAAGAAAGUGAUGCCGGUGGCGCAAUGGCUGGGCUCCUCGAACAGCUGCAUCAACCCCAUCCUCUACUCGGUGAACAAGAAGUACCGACGCGGGUUCGCUGCCAUCAUCAAGUCGCGCAGCUGCUGCGGACGCCUCAGGUACUAUGACAACGUGGCCAUCGCCUCGAGCACCACCAGCACCCGGAAGUCGUCGCACUACCACCAGAACAGCUCGCGGAAGAGCCCGAGCAGCAAGAACAACGCGGUGUCCUACAUCUACGAGCACAACUCGCUGCGGCGCCACAACAUGAUGCUCAAGCAGGACAGCAACCUGUCGCAGCAGAUGCUGCUCAAGCAGGACUCGCACGGCUCGCGCCAGUUCCUCAUCAAGCAGGAGAGCUCCUGCAGCGACGCCUCCGGCAUCCGGCGACCCCUGUGCCAGCAGGACAGCAACGGCUCCAAGGUGUCGCUGUCCAAGCAGGACUCGAUUGUGUCCUACAUGGAGGCGCGCCGGGCGGCCGGCCACGGCCUGAACGACGCCUUGGUGGACAGGGACAGCGUCGCCGUGGAGUCGCGUCGUCCGGUGGCGGCCACCCCGAGCUCCCUGCUGGACAAGCGGCAAAAGUUCGUGAAGCAGGACUCGGUGAUCUCGUUCGUUGAUCAGCGACCGGAACAGCGGCGCCACCAGCUGGUCAAGCAGGACUCGGUGAUAUCCUUUGCCGACCAGCGACGCGGACUGCUCCACAAGCAGGACUCGCUCAUGGCCAACCGGGCGGGCGAUGCACCCACCCACCACGUCUCCAUUCUGAAGAAGACCGACUCGCAGCACAGCUACGGCAGCUCCACUUCUCCGCGCAGGAAUGCGGAUCUGUACGAGUAGGCAGCCAUCGGUUGAACGAACUCCUAACGCCGGUGGGAAACUCCUGCCAUUUGUGUGGGUCCUGGUUUGUGGGACAAAAAAGUGUUAAAACUCUUCGGGGUUCAUGUGAUCCAUGCGCUUCGGAGCACAAUUAUGACAUUAUUUUACUCACAUUUAUUUGAAAACAACAAGAGCUGCCUAGUCAAGCGUAUAUGGAUUACAGUGCCCCCAAGAUGUUUUGCCCUGCAAAUCGACCCACAUUUAAACACAAAAACUAACGCAACGAUACCAAAAACUUACCGAACCACUACAGAAAUCCUUGUACAUUUCUAGAGCAGCUAGACGGAAAGGGAUCGAAUGAAAUUAGAGUGAUAGGCCUACGACUGUGAUACAAGUCGGCAGUGCUGGUGGGUUCAGAACUUGGGGGGCUAGUCAGUGCCGCACAUAUCCGUCAUCGUCGUUGAGGUGGGAUAGUGGGAUGGAGUGCCAUGGGAUGGAUGGGGACGGACAUCGGGAUGGACCAAUCGGGUGGGUAUAUAUCUAAUCAGAGAUCGCUUAGCUAGAAACAGAAACAGAAACAGAAACACGCCACACGGGGCACAGAAGAGGACUACACCACAGACACUCACCACAGACACUCCCCACAGACCUAAUAGUUAAUAGAUGUUUUAUACGUGUUUCAGCGGUACUACACAACAUAUGAACUACUCCUUGGCUAUGGCUAUAUAAUACCUAUAUGUACCGUUACGCAGUUUUAAGAUUGUUUGUACUCGCAAUUUGCUAUACCGAAAAGUUUGGUUAAGAGUGGGUGGAAAAAAUCGUGGGAAUCGAAUGGGGUUAAAAUAGCUUUGCUAAACUUUUUGUACGACGGCGAACGUGAGUGAAACGGGCAAGUCCAGUAUCAUAGUUGAGAAACGAAACGAAACGUAACAAAACAAAAUGAGAUAACACCGAGGUCUAAAGUAACGUACCUACUAAAUUUUUGUAUGGAAAUUCUUACAAUUUAUACAUAUAUAUUUAUAUUGAUUUUGGAAUAAGCAAUAUGCAAUACAAGCGUAUGUCUGCGCGUACGCCGUGUAUCUAUCAAACAACAAUAAUCAAUUUUACUAGAAUUUACACAACCGAGUCGCGACAGCGGAAAUGGCACAGAAGCGGAAAAAUGGUUAGUAAACGCAAGACAACAGAAUUCGGAUGGAUGAUUGGCACAACAUCAUAGCUUAGUUAUUGGACACAAAGUCGGCCAAUCGCCGAUUAAUUCGAUAGCGAUAUCGAUUGGCAGAGGAAGCGGAAGCGGUAGCAGUAGCGGUAGCGGAAGAGGAGGCAUCGAACGCGCACAACCGAGCACUUGACCAUGCUGGGACAGAGUCGACGGGAUGGGGUAGAUUAGGGAUUAGGGCUAGAUUAGGAUUAGCAGGACGGACGAGAUGGUUGUCCGCGAAGUGAGCACAAAGCAGUCAAAGAUUUCGCACUAAACGUAUCACUACAAACUAACAAAGAAGCAAACAAUAAUCGAACUCAAAUUCGUUAAACACUAAACACCAAAGAACUUUAAACUAUAUGAAAUAAAAUUUUAACGGACGACCGAAAGAGGCGGAAUCAAUGGUAAAACUAUGAAACUAAACGUAAAGAUUAACUAUGCAAUUUUAUUGUUAGCCAAAAUUUUAUAAAUGUCAAGUAACGAACAAGUAAAUAUUUAUAUGUAUACAGAAUAUAUCAAGUAUAAAGCAUACGUUAUAUAUCUUUAUAUACUUCGAAAGCAUUAGGCGCUGAUUUGAAGAGUUUUGGCUUGUUUCGAUGUCGUCGAACCGAAUCAAAUCGAUCAGAAGGUUGAGUUAUUCCGUACUCUUCGGUCGCAAUUCAGACUUUAGGAACAGCUUAAAACCUGAUCCAUUGAAAGAGUAAAAUACUCGACGAAGUUACGCUCGGCCCGUUUAAAACUCCAGCGCUUAAUGCAAGGCAAGAAUCUACAAUGAGGAAUAUCAAUAAUAUAUUUCAAAUAUACAUACAUAUAUUUAUAUAGGCUUAUCGACUCAUAUGCCAGCAAAAUUGGCAAACAACCACAGAGCAGAAGGACGACGUCUAGUAAACAAGAUAUUACAUUUAUACGAAUACAUAUAUGCUGCUAGUAUGCAAAAGCGCGCAAUAGAAAUGUCCUCCCCGCUUUUGAUUCCACUUAAACAAGAACUUGUAGGUAGCGAGCAGGAGCAUUUAAACAAAAGUAUAUUUAUCGAAUAAACCAAAUUGAACUUUUCGUUUAAAAGUUUUUAAAAGUAGAGCAUACCCAUACUCGUUAUUCGUUAUUUACCGAUGCGGAAAAUUAAAUAUUAAAGAAAUGAUCGCGCGUUAACCAGUUAAACAAAAAGCAUGACAUUAAUGGCAACACAAUAUUAUAUAUGUAAAUAUAUGUGUUUAUGCAUACAUAUAUAUGUAUAUUUAUCGCAUAGAACUAACACCAAAGAUACAUGCA